AUGCCAUCUGCUGAAGGAGACCACCCAAAGGAAGGUGAAUCAUCAAAAAGCGAGGGGAGUUCGUUUUUUGGCCGCUUAUUUGAUCAUGAUCCUCAGAAGUUAGAAGAAGAAAUCCAUGAUCAGCUAAAUGCGGAGGAAAUACAACCUAGAAGGACAAUCGACGAUGAAAUGGACAAUUUAUUUCAGGCUUUUGCUGGUUUUGGCUCCCAGCGGCAGGAUCCAAUGACGGAACAUGACUCUUUUCCGUUCCCAGCAGCAGCUUUUCAGAACGCAUUCCAUGGUGGAUUUCAACGAGCAUCCUACCGGAUGCACCAAGAUAAUCAAAAUGUGUACGUUGAAUUUGACGUACCUGGUACCAAAAAGGAAGAGAUGAACCUAGAGGUUGUGGAUAUCCCUUCCUGUGUCAUUGAAUUUGGUCAGAGCGCCAAUCGCCGACCUACCAUGGAGGGUGAUGCUCGGUUUCGCCAGUUUUCCUCUUCUUCUUUCUCCCAGCGAUUAAGACUGGGACCGUCGGUUGAUUGCGAGAAAAUGUCGGCAAACUUGAGCAGAGGUGUCUUACGACUUAGUGCACCCAUAAAAGAGGAAAAGGAUCGAAAGCCUGUACGACUUUCAAUCCCAAUCGAUGAACAAUCAUAG
Messenger RNA from Cylindrotheca closterium, 636 nucleotides. Lineage: Eukaryota; Bacillariophyta; Bacillariophyceae; Bacillariales; Bacillariaceae. The record is from the annotation of a GenBank genome assembly.